AUGACGACCGAUCGCAUGGCCGUGGCCGCAGCCCCCCCACCAACUGUCCCCGUGCAGACGCCUCUCGAGCCUGAAUCUGCCAAUGCCGUGCUCAACGAUGCCGACCUUGGAACGCCGCUUGACAAGCAUCGGAUGAACUGCGACAUCAACAUGCAGCACCUCCGCCAAGUGGGCGAAACCUACGGCUUAUCCGGUAAAAUUGAAUACUUCAAACGAUACGUUCGAUUUCAUCGUAAACCCAUCGAACGACUGUCUUACACCAACAUCGAUCAGAAACUACUGCCACGCAGCUUUCAGACGGUCGACCUCAACAGCGGAUACGUUUUUCAAGAGUGCGCCGAGCCCCUCGAAGUACCGGUCACGCAGUCGCCCUAUCCUGCCGACGUCAACCUCUCCGAGUUCAUGUUUGCCGUUUCUACGACUUUCUCGCGCAUCAAUAAUCCUGCCAGCAAUCCUAUCAAGGAAUGGGCCUUUUGGCUCACCAACAGCAACGGUAGGCCGAAUGUAGGCAAGCUGCUUCUCCAACUCAUUGACGCCACUGUUGCGGAGCUUGACGACGUUGCGAGACGCCUGGCGCGCGCCGAACGGCCCAACAAGAAGUGGCUUGUCAUGUGCGAUGACGACACAUACUUUCCCAAUAUGCACGCGCUCAAGGCCCGGUUCGAAAGGUACGAUCAUAAGAAGCUACUCUAUAUUGGAACCUUGUCAGAAGACGUUGGCGCUAUUGAGCGCCACGGAUCCCAGGCGUUUGGCGGUGCUGGCGUCUUCCUCAGCGUGUCUAUGGCCGAGAAGAUCACGGACAUAUUUGCGACAUGUCGGUCCAACACCAAGAUCCGAGAAGCCGACUCGGGCUGGGGGCCUCAGGGUGAUAUUCUCCUGCGCAAAUGUAUCUACGAGAACACCAACGUCAGGCUCACCCAGUUGUGGGAUUUGUGGCAGCUUGAUCUUUUCGGAGAUCCCGCCGGCUUCUACGAGGGCGGCAUCAAGCCUUACUCCGUUCACCACUUCAAGGGUGGAGGAUGGCACUUUGCCUAUCCCUUCCAGUCUACCAAGAUAGCCCACGCCUGCGGCGAAGAUUGUUCGUACCAGCGAUUCGUUACAGCUGACAAUUUUGUCAUUUCCAACGGUUUCAGUGUGGCCCAUUACCCACAAGGCAUUGACUUUGACCUCGACCAAUUCGAGGGCACUUUCCACGCCGCGCCGGAAGACAGAGGCUGGAACUUGGACUGGAUGUACGGCCCCCAACGGCCGUCCAUGCUGAGGACCGGCAAGAAGAUUGCCUGGGAGCUUCGCGAGUCAUACAACAAUCCUGACGGCUCCGGUGCUUCAAACCUACAUCCGCCGGGGCUGAUGACAUCCGAUGGGUCGAGAAUGACAAGCCACUUCGCACCCACGAUGGUGUCAUUGAGCUCGUCUGGAUCCCCGCCUAAUCCCGUCGAGAACCAUAUUUUGUCAUGGGAAAUAUAG
Verticillium alfalfae VaMs.102 is the source of this 1467-nucleotide messenger RNA. RefSeq lists its product as hypothetical. The transcript has 2 exons. Gene Ontology annotation, cellular component: membrane. Lineage: Eukaryota; Fungi; Ascomycota; Sordariomycetes; Glomerellales; Plectosphaerellaceae. The record is from RefSeq and is a predicted model, not a curated record. Gene Ontology annotation, molecular function: acetylglucosaminyltransferase activity. Bases 1 to 1467 code for a protein of 488 amino acids.